This is a messenger RNA of Gracilinanus agilis (Agile Gracile Mouse Opossum), 4821 nucleotides long. RefSeq names its product taxilin alpha (gene TXLNA). The transcript is spliced from 11 exons. Gene Ontology annotation, molecular function: syntaxin binding. The record is from RefSeq and is a predicted model, not a curated record. NCBI's taxonomy places the organism in Eukaryota, Metazoa, Chordata, Mammalia, Didelphimorphia, Didelphidae. The coding region runs from base 100 to 1785 and encodes 561 amino acids.
GAAGGCGAGAGAUCGACUGAGGUGGCUGUGGGAGAGGAGAGCGAAGACAGGACACGAUCGCAUCCCGGGAGGAGCGCGCGGUUGGCAUCCAAAUCCACCAUGAAGAACCGGGACAAAGAGGGUGGUGCUUCGAAGCUGCCAGCCAGCCCUUCCAAAGCAAAAUCCCGAUCGGGGCCUCAGGAAGCCGAUUUAUCCCAGACUUCGAGGCCUGAGAAUGACCAGGAAGAGAGGAACCAGUGUGCAUCUGGGAACCCUGCUCCCAAAGAAGAAGGAAAUGCAGAAGUCCGGGCUGGCCAGGUCCAAGAAAAGAAUGAGGGGGGACAAACCAAGAAUUCUCAGUCUGGCCCUGUUUGUGAUGUAUCUGAGGAGCUGAGCCGGCAGCUGGAAGACAUAUUGAAUACCUACUGUGUGGACAGCAGUCAGGAGGGUCCGGGGGAUGAUGGGGGCCAGAGUGAACACACAGAGCCAGAUGAGGUCGAGAAGAGCCGGAAUUAUUCUGCACGGAAUGGAGAACCAGAACCAGGGACCCCUGAAGUCAAUGGAGUGAAGGAAAUUACCAAGGGAGAGCCAGGUGUCGAAGAGAUCCGGGCAAAUGAUGAGAGUGGGGACCGAGACCAGAAGCGGGUCCAGGAAAAGAAGAAGGCCAAAGGCCUAGGGAAGGAGAUCACUUUGCUGAUGCAGACACUGAACACCCUUAGCACCCCAGAGGAAAAGUUGGCUGCGCUAUGCAAGAAAUAUGCUGAGCUGCUGGAAGAACACCGUAAUUCCCAGAAACAGAUGAAAGUCCUACAGAAGAAACAGAGCCAACUGGUGCAGGAGAAAGACCACCUGCGGAGCGAACAUAGUCGGGCCGUUCUGGCCCGCAGCAAGCUGGAGAGCUUGUGUCGGGAGCUGCAGAGACACAACCGAACCCUGAAGGAAGAAGGUGUCCAGCGAGCAAGAGAGGAGGAGGAAAAGAGGAAGGAGGUGACUUCCCACUUCCAGGUGACCCUAAAUGACAUCCAACUACAGAUGGAGCAGCACAAUGAACGUAACUCAAAGCUUCGCCAGGAGAACAUGGAACUAGCAGAGCGGCUAAAGAAGCUCAUUGAGCAGUAUGAGCUGCGGGAGGAGCACAUUGACAAGGUCUUCAAACACAAGGAUCUGCAGCAACAGUUGGUGGAUGCCAAGCUCCUGCAGGCCCAGGAGAUGCUGAAGGAGGCAGAGGAGAGGCACCAGCGAGAGAAAGAUUUUCUGCUGAAAGAAGCUGUGGAAUCCCAGCGAGUGUGCGAGCUGAUGAAGCAGCAAGAGGCCCACCUGAAGCAGCAGCUCGCGUUGUACACAGAGAAGUUUGAGGAGUUUCAGAACACACUGUCUAAGAGCAGUGAGGUGUUCACAACAUUUAAGCAGGAAAUGGAAAAGAUGACCAAAAAGAUCAAGAAACUGGAGAAAGAGACAACCAUGUACAGAUCCCGAUGGGAGAGCAGCAAUAAAGCAUUGCUUGAGAUGGCUGAGGAGAAAACUCUUCGAGACAAAGAACUAGAUGGCCUGCAGGUAAAGAUCCAGCGGCUUGAGAAGCUUUGCCGGGCCCUACAAAGUGAACGCAAUGACCUGAACAAGAAGGUGCAGGACCUGAGUGCUCAUCCCCCACCUGUCGAGGCAGACACUCCAGAAUCCCCCAAAGGCACAGAGAGGGGCAGCAGUGCAGAGCCUCUGGCUGAGGGCCUGACCCCUGAAGGCCCUGUUAACCAGGUCCCCCAAGCCCUGUGUCACACAGAUGCUGCCUCCCAGGGCCAUGAACUCUGAGCACAGGUAUUCCGGGCCAGAUGGAGACUGAUGCAGCCACCCCUUCUGCUGACUAGAGAGACCUUGGUGGAAGGAAGACCAGGGAUGACAGGAGUGGGCUAGUGAAUGUUACAGGCCCAGCUGCUGUGGCCCCACCUCAGUUUAGGGGCUGGAUAUAGGGAAGAGCUGGGACCCAUCAGGCAUUUGACACUUUCUGAUUUAGGUUCUUGAAGAUGACUUUUAUACAUAUACGGCAUAUAAAAGUGUGUGCCAAGCCCCAUACUUUUAUAUGCACACAUGUAUAAAACAAGUGCACGCUUUCCUGGGACUUGGGCACGUGAACAGAUGUAUGUGACUAAUCUGUGCUUUGGAGGGAUUUAGCAGGAGUUGUUGCCUGUGACUGCUGACAGUCAGGGCAGGUCAUUCGGCGGCUUCUCCCUCCCUCCUUCCCCCCUCCUCAGUUUGCGGUUCACCUCACUCCUAGCCCCAGAUCAGCCUAGUUUCUCUCGGUGUCCCAGUACACACUCACACACAGGUGCACACUCACACAAGUGCACACACACUCUUGUAUCUUUGUUGAGAGAAUUGGGCUUGCCAUGGCUCAAAGCUCUCCCAACAGCCCUGAGAGUGUCUUUUCCCCUCUUGCUCUGGGAGUCCAACAGGGACAGGAGUUUGAAGCCCAUUUAUUUAAAGACCCACCCAGUGGGAGCCUCUUGUGCUUUCCAUUUGGGCCCAAACUAGACUGCAUCCCAGUAGCCUUAUGUUUCACAGUUGCCUCUGCGUCCAGCACAAGUGGGAUUUGAAAAAAGAUCAUCCAAAGGGUUGUUUCAGAAGGUGUUUGGGGUUGUCGGGUUUGGGGCGAUUUUGCACACGAGUGUGUUAUUGUUGAGGAAUUCAUGAGGUAGGAGAAGGACCAUUAGCAAUAGACUGGCUUCCGGACAGUUUUUUAACCUUCUGUCUACAAUCCCUCCCUUCUCUGCCUCAGCUUUGGUCCUGUAGCUGAGUUGGUGGGUGGGGUGGAUGCAUGUUCCUCAUGGAGAGAGACUGAUUCUUUCCUUUAGCGUUGCCCAGGAUGUGAGCUUGAAUCACUACAAAGGUUGUAGGACCCCAAAGGGUGCCUCUUGUUACUUUAGCAAUUCAGCUUCAGGACCCCAGCUACCACCCCAUUUCCAUGGACUCCUCAGAAUGCCCCGCAGCCACCGGGGAUUGCUCUGACAAAGCACCUUGAUUCCCACUCUUGCCUGUAGACUCUUGAGCCUUCCCUAAACUAAGCAGAGGUUAAGGAUCAUAAUCAUAGGACUUGUUGCUCUUAAGGAUGGCUCCCUGGACUUCCAGAGUCAAUGGGCUCAGGGCUUUGGCUACAGGUCAGUCUCCACACUGGCUGAGGUGGGAAGGGCAGAAGAUUUCUCCCCAAAUUGGCAGUUCCCAGGAACAUGCCAGAGAGCUGUCUCGUCUGAUGAACCUGGUGACAAGGGAACUUGGCUUUGUCUAUUCUUGACUGGGCUGCACUCUUGAGGCACUUAGUGAUUGUGCCAGCUGUGGUAUAGGCAGACCUGUUGUAGGAAGCAGUUCCCCAGGACCAACCAGGCCCCAGCUCCCAAGAUAAGGGUGCCUUGACCCUCCACUCCAGCCUAGACAGUUUGCCUUGGGACCAAAGGAGCUUUAAAAACUGCAGGGUAGAGUAGACCAAGAGGGCAGGUGUAGAGGGCCUUGGCCCCUUGGUGUUUCCUCCUGUCCCUCUCCCCAGCCUUUUCCCAUGUAGUCAAGUCCUAGUCACAGGCUAAUCCUAAAUCAUGUUCUCCAACAUCAGUCUUCCCCUCCCCCCGGCGUUCUUUGCUUCUGCCUUUUGGCUCUGGACUGAAUCCUUCCCCAGAGGGGCCCUAGGCAGAGGCCAGAGGGUCAUCCUGCCCAUGCUUUGUGUGCCUCCUAUCUGUUGUCUUCCUAGCCUGACCUGAAGUAAGGGAUUGGAGGGGUCAUUGGGGCCUCAGGAGCUGGAGGAGGGACGUGGUGUGAAUGGCUGCAUGUUGCCCCUAGAAGGGACUCAUUCUGGACUUCAACCAGCAUUUGGUCUUGUGUUCCGAAAUGGGAAGCAUUUCCCCACCUCUGGGGCGGAGGGAUGGAUCCGUUUCUUUUCUGUCCCUUUUUUCUUUUUCAGUCUUCCGAGGUGCCCUUUCUAACUGCCCCUCUCCUCCGUGAGUGAUAGCCCAAAGCUUCCUCUCCAAGGUACCAUCUGGGUAGUCACAGUCUGGGCUUCUCUCUGCAUAAGGAGGGCAUGGAUGGCACUUAUUGCCCAACUCACUCUGGCUACCUCUCAGCUGCUGUAGAUCUGGGGCUACAGAAGCAGCCUCCGACCUUCCAUGUUGGGGCCCUUUGCUGAGAAGCUACACCCGACAGCCCAGAUGCUUCAUCUGGCCAGACUGUGACUCCUUGGUUCAACUCCCAGUAAACCCCUUCUCAAGAAUUGUGUGAGAACUGAGUUUUCUCCCAGGUGGCAGCGGCAGCCACCACCACACUAGAGCCUCCUUUCCCUCCUUGACCCCUCCUCCCACUAGUGACCAAAUCUCAGAGUUCCCACACCUGCUGUUGGCUGCUUUCCUUAGGGAUCUGACCCAGACUUCAGCUCCUUGGCACCUUAAGGGGAGGCUUACCCCUGGACAGGCCCUGUGCUGGGCCCAGAGAGCCCUGAAGCUGGUGGCUUUUGUUUCAGGGAUUCACUUCAGUGCGGCCUCUCCAUUGGGCCUACAGGCACAGCAUGAUCAUUCUGGAGUUGGUUCUCUGUGGGUCAGACUGGAGGGCAUUUUCUGUAGUGAGGGACCGAUUUAGAAUGGCUUGGUGUGGGGGCGGGACGCUUCCCCCAGUCUUGCCAAUGGCACAGCAGGGUACACAGGGUUUUGGGGGAAGAGCAACAGGGACAGCUUCCUGCCUGUGGGCCCUCCAGGCAGCCUGAGCCCAUGGGUGUUGGGAGCUACAUGCUAACAGCUGUCUUUUUCCUUUUCACAACAGACGGGGGAUGAUUUUGAUGUAUUUUUAACCACAUUAAAUAGUCUGUUGCCUUAA